GUCUAAUUUAACAAGUUUUAUACUUGAUUGUUUGAAUAAGUCAUUUUACAUAAUUUCAAAGGUUUUUGUGUCAAAUGCACGAAUCUUGCACUUAUUGAAUAAUACAUUUCCAGCAUUACAAAUUGUUGCUUCAGAAAGAUUUCAGUAUUUUAAAGAAGUCUGUUCUUAUUGCCUUAGUACAUGUGAAGCACAUAAAUGUUCUACUGUAUAUCAUAAAUGACAUCACUUUAUGUCAGCAUUCAGCUUACGUUAACAAUAAAGAUCCGCUAAGUCGACCUCAAAAACCCAUAUUGCCAAAUUUCUACUCGGAACAUGAAUGAAACUAAGGGUUGAUCAAUGUUAUCGUGGACGUCAUCACCGGUACCUAGAUAUCGAAACGACAGCCUCUUAGCGAUAAAAAGUAGGUAAUAUCAAUGGACAGUCGCUGGUGUUGCAGUUUCGUGGUAGGAGGCUGCGUCAAUCGUCUUACAAAAUCGGUCCGCGUGCAUCUUUGCGUUGGUCGAAGUAUAAAGCGUCGUGGUGGUAGAAGUGGAAGUCAUUCGGACGCAGACAGUGCGCCGGUACACUUGUGAAUAGUUAAAUACAUUUAUAGUUUAAGUGAUAAAACAACGAGUGAACAACUAAAAAGAUGCGGUGGUUAACGGUUACCUUUUUAUUACUACCAAUAAUAUUCGCCUACGCGACAGCUGAUUGGUCAUGGGGCGCAGAUGCGGACUCCAAGCCCAGCGAACAAGUGGAGCAAAAAGAUUCGACUUUGUUGCAAGGAGAGCAGAUACCCGAGGCCAAGGAAAGAAGUUUUGAGUCCAACAGCACUGUUCUUGAUGAUAUUGUUGAUGAAUUAGUAAGUGGUAAACAAGGCAGAAGUCUUGGUGGUUUCGACGAUGUGUACAGCGAACCCACGAUUAAAGACGCUUUAGAAGCUGGCGAUAACGCUGAAGCAAGAAACCUGAUCAAAGGACGGCUGUGUACCCUAGGCCUUAUACAAUGCGAAGAAGAAGAAGUUCAAGAAAAACGCACAUAUCUGUCACCAGACGACGUUAUUUACGCACAGCCUGUGGAUAUCAAGCCUAUCGGAAAACCUAUUGCUUCAAUUCCGAUUCGAGGGCCCCCGAGAGCUUAUGGACCUCCUCAGCCUAUGCCAUACCCACCGCGGCCACAAAAAUAUCCUCCUAAAAGAGUCGGAUACGGAGGCAAUUCAAGACCUGGUUUCUCAGACAAGUACGGUGUAGCUGGCGGCAACUAUCAAUUUUCUCAAAGCAGUGGUAUAUACAAUGCCCAUGAGAGUAACUACGUAACUAAAGCACCCAUUUAUUCGAGUCAAGGACCAUACGCUUACGAAAAUACUAAACCUAAUUUCAACAAAGGAUCUUCUCAGUCUGGUUCAAAAACUGAUUCUAUUGUACAGCAACACGUUCAUCACCAUUACGUACACGGUGAUGGUGACAAGGACCCAAAAGUCAUAAUUAAGCCUGUAGCAAUUCCUGUUGGAUCUGUGGGACACCUAAACUCACAUAACAAUGUUCAUCAAUCGUCUGACAUUAUAACGGGUUCAGGAGGUGACUUCAGUAGCUUUAGUUCAGGUGGUUUUAAGCCAAUGUCUGGUGGAUUUUCAUUAGAUAGUAGCAAGCCUAUCUAUGAGGCUGAUACUGUUUAUGGUUCGCAAUACGGUCAUAACGCAAUCAAUGGUGGAUCUCAUAUUUUAACCCAAGGGUUACCUAACCAAUUUUCAAACAACGCUUUCGAAGAUCAAAAAUAUGGAAAUAGUUUAGGUAAUUAUGCCUCACAACACAACGAAUUUCAUAAAAAAGAAUUACACGUCGGUGGGUCUGUCAACAAUCUCUACAGUCAAGGACCAGCUACGUUUGGACAAAAUAAUGGUUUUGGAGGAAGCUAUCAUGAAGCCAAAGCCCAAGGAUUUGACUGCGUAUGUGUCAACUAUGAUCAGUGCCCAAGCCAAGAAGUGAUAGGCCGUAGAGAUGAUAUUUACUUGCCCAUAGACCCACGCAACAAAGGGAAAGAAGUAGUAGCAUUAACUGACGAACAAUUAGAUAGUUUGAACAAAACUGAUGCCACAGCCUCAACUUCCAAAGACUCAACAAACUCGACCGAAUCCACAUCGGAAGGCAAAAAGAUUAGCAAACGUGAAGCUGAUGAAGACACUGCUGCAGAAGCAACAAAAGAAAUUGAACCGCGUCAAGCAUAUUUCGGACGUCCUCCUGUUCAACAGUGUCGCCAAAACCAAGUGUGCUGCCGACGUCCUCUUCAACCGCAAGCGGCUAAUAAAGGACAAUGUGGUAUAAGGCACUCUCAGGGUAUUAAUGGAAGGGUUAAAACUCCUGCUUACGUAGACGGAGAAAGCGAAUUUGGUGAAUACCCAUGGCAGACAGCUAUAUUGAAGAAAGAUCCCAAGGAAUCGGUAUAUGUUUGUGGAGGAACACUCAUCGAUGGUCUUCACAUUAUGACAGCUGCUCACUGUGUUAAAUCAUACAAAGGAUUCGAGCUAAGAGUACGCCUUGGUGAGUGGGAUGUGAAUCGCGACGUCGAGUUCUACCCAUACGUUGAAAGAGACAUCGUAUCUGUCCACGUCCACCCAUUAUUCUACGCAGGCACCUUGGAUAACGAUCUUGCUAUCCUGAAGAUGGAUCACCCUGUCGAAUGGACCAAAUAUCCUCACAUCAGCCCCGCAUGUUUACCAGACAAGUACAGCGACUAUUCCGGACAAAGAUGCUGGACCACCGGAUGGGGCAAGGAUGCUUUUGACCAUCACGGAAAGUACCAGAACAUUCUUAAAGAAGUCGAUGUACCAAUAAUUCCUCAUGGCCAAUGUCAGCAGCAGCUAAGACACACCCGGUUGGGCUACAAUUACGAACUGAAACCAGGCUUCAUCUGCGCUGGAGGCGAGGAAGGCAAGGACGCGUGCAAGGGAGACGGCGGUGGCCCUCUGGUGUGCGAGCGCAGCGGCACGUGGCAGGUAGUGGGCGUGGUGUCGUGGGGCAUCGGUUGCGGCGAGCCUGGUGUGCCCGGUGUCUACGUCAAAGUAGCCCAGUACUUAGACUGGAUCUCACAAGUCACUGGGAAAUUCUCAAAUUACUAGAAUUAAUAUUUAAUUCUUUUGAAAAUUAUGAUAAGCUUUAUACCGAUAUU
Trichoplusia ni (cabbage looper) is the source of this 3144-nucleotide messenger RNA. RefSeq lists its product as uncharacterized. Gene Ontology annotation, molecular function: serine-type endopeptidase activity. Bases 629 to 3094 code for a protein of 821 amino acids. Lineage: Eukaryota; Metazoa; Arthropoda; Insecta; Lepidoptera; Noctuidae. The transcript is spliced from 5 exons. The record is from RefSeq and is a predicted model, not a curated record. Gene Ontology annotation, biological process: proteolysis.